AUCCUACUAGCCUCAUGCCAUGAAUAUGCUGCAGAAUGUCACGUGUUCUACUUAUAUCAGUACACUUGUAACAAUUUAAGCAUUACGAAACUUAUUUUUGAUCAAAUAAACAUAACGUAGAAAAUAAGCCAUUCAUUUUUUUGUUGAAUAAAUUCGACACUCAUUGACCUCCAUACAACAGCUCCUUGCUUGGUCGACGAAAAAAAUACCACUUGCUGGAGGGAGACAGAUUUUCCGCCGAGUUGGGCCUCCAAAGAUGUUUAUAACCAACCAUUGUUCUGUGGCCUCGUUCUUCCUCUGAUUGGCUACACAUUUUGUGCCAAAAGAGUUUGUGGCGGGUUGUUUAAGUUAUUCGCGCUUUAUCCUCCUCAUUUGAAGUCAGCGGCGGUUGCUAGCGUGAAAUACUGUGUCAUUGUACCGCUACAUUCUAAGCUAUAUACAGUAUUAGUGUUAUUCUUAUAUUUCACACUUCCUCUGGAAAGAAAACAACCCUUGUCAACAUGCAUGUGAUAAAGCGAGAUGGGCGCCAAGAGCGUGUCAUGUUUGACAAGAUUACCUCCCGCAUCCAGAAGCUGUGCUAUGGACUCAACUCUGACUUUGUCGAUCCAACCCAGAUCACUAUGAAGGUCAUCCAAGGUCUGUACAAUGGGGUCACCACAGUGGAGCUGGACACGCUGGCUGCAGAGAUCGCUGCCACACUCACCACCAAACACCCCGACUAUGCCAUCCUGGCUGCCCGCAUUGCAGUCUCCAACCUGCACAAGGAGACCAAGAAGGUUUUCAGCGAUGUGGUGGAGGAUCUAUACAACUAUGUCAACCCGCUAAACAAACAGCACUCUCCCAUGGUCGCCAAGGAAACACUCGACAUUGUCCUAGAAAACAAGGACCGCCUCAACUCGGCCAUUAUCUUUGACCGGGACUUCUCCUAUAACUUCUUUGGAUUCAAGACACUUGAGCGGUCCUACUUGCUGAAAAUUGAUGGGAAAGUUGCUGAGCGACCACAGCACAUGCUCAUGAGGGUGGCAGUUGGGAUUCAUAAGACUGACAUUGAUGCUGCCAUCGAGACUUACAACCUGCUGUCAGAGAAGUGGUUCACCCACGCUUCCCCCACACUCUUCAACGCUGGCACCAACCGCCCACAGCUGUCUAGCUGUUUCCUGCUGGCCAUGAAGGACGACAGCAUCGAGGGCAUCUACGACACCCUGAAGCAAUGUGCCCUAAUCUCAAAAUCAGCAGGGGGCAUCGGAGUGGCAGUCAGCUGCAUCAGAGCCACGGGCAGCUACAUCGCUGGGACAAAUGGAAAUUCCAAUGGGCUUGUUCCCAUGCUCCGAGUGUACAACAACACAGCACGCUAUGUGGACCAGGGAGGCAACAAGAGACCUGGUGCGUUUGCCAUGUACUUGGAGCCGUGGCACUUUGAUGUGUUUGACUUCUUGGACCUGAAGAAGAACACGGGGAAGGAAGAGCAGAGGGCCAGAGAUCUGUUCUACGGCAUGUGGAUCCCUGAUCUCUUUAUGAAGAGAGUGGAGAGCAACCAGGACUGGUCCCUGAUGUGCCCCAGUGACUGCCCUGGACUGGAUGAGUGCUGGGGGGAGGAGUUUGAGAAUCUCUAUACCAGGUAUGAGCAAGAGGGUUGUGUGAAGCGGGUGGUAAAGGCCCAGCAGGUGUGGCACGCCAUCAUUGAGUCCCAGACUGAGACGGGCACCCCCUACAUGCUCUACAAGGACGCCUGCAACAGGAAAAGUAACCAUCAGAACCUGGGAACCAUCAAGUCCAGUAACCUCUGUACUGAGAUUGUAGAGUACACCAGCCAUGAUGAGGUGGCAGUGUGUAACCUGGCGUCAAUCGCCCUCAACAUGUACGUCACCCCAGAGAAAACAUUUGACUUCAACAAGCUGGCCUAUGUCACCAAGGUCAUUGUUAGGAACCUCAACAAGAUCAUCGAGAUCAACUACUACCCUGUGAUCGAGGCUGAGAACUCCAACAAGCGCCACAGGCCCAUUGGUAUUGGUGUCCAGGGUCUGGCUGAUGCCUUCAUUCUGAUGCGUUUCCCCUUUGAGAGUGCUGAGGCCCAGAAGCUCAACACUCAGAUAUUUGAGACCAUCUACUACGCUUCCCUGGAGUCCAGCUGUGAGCUGGCUGCUGAGCUUGGUGCCUACCAAACCUACACAGGCUCCCCCGUCAGCAAAGGAAUCCUUCAGUAUGACAUGUGGGACAAAACCCCAACUGACCUGUGGGACUGGAAACUUCUCAAGGAAAAGAUUGCCAAGCAUGGUGUCAGGAACAGUUUGCUGCUGGCCCCUAUGCCCACGGCCUCCACAGCCCAGAUCCUAGGCAACAACGAGUCCAUCGAGCCCUACACCAGUAACAUCUACACCCGCAGAGUCCUCUCUGGGGAGUUCCAGAUUGUGAACCCCCACCUGUUGAAGGACCUAACAGAGCGAGGGCUGUGGAACGAGGCGAUGAAAAACCAGCUGAUUGGUCAGAACGGAUCCGUCCAGGGCAUUGCUGAGAUCCCAGAUGACCUGAAGGAGCUGUAUAAGACUGUGUGGGAGAUCUCCCAGAAGACUAUUCUGAAGAUGGCUGCUGACCGCGGUGCCUUCAUAGACCAGAGCCAGUCCCUCAACAUCCACAUCGCUGAGCCCAACUAUGGCAAGCUCACCAGCAUGCACUUCUACGGCUGGAAGCAGGGUCUGAAGACAGGCAUGUACUACCUGAGGACCAAGCCUGCAGCCAACCCCAUCCAGUUCACCUUGAACAAGGAGAAGCUGAAAGAGUCUCAGUCGGUUAAGAACGAGGAGGAGAUCAAGGAGAUCAACAGAGCCGCUAUGGUGUGUUCCCUGGAGAACCGUGACGACUGCCUAAUGUGUGGCUCUUAGACCGGCCCCUAACUCCUCCUAUCCUCGCUCUUAGUUAAUUAACCAUUGCGGUGGACCACUGAACUCCUCAAUAUCAUUGAACCCCACUCUGAUUGUCUUUAGGCCAGUUAAUGUCAUAGUUAUCUGCCCUGAUGUCAGAUCAUAGGCUCACGCUUGGGGUUGAUAGAUCAGGCUAUUAUGGUUGUUUUGUGGGCGUGCUACUGUAGCCUAAGUAGUGCUGUACAUGGUGCGCUUCUGUCUGCCUUAUCACAGAUUAUUAACUGUAGGCAGUUUUCUAUUUAUCUUGGGUACACUGUUUGAUUUGUAUAGAAUUCAGUGUUUCAUUUUUUUUAAAGUGUGAACUCCAUUGUUAAUAUGUAAAUCUAAGGAUUUCAUCAUUUAAAUUUCAUUCAAGAAGUUAACCUCAAUGGUGUAUUCUUUGUAUUUUACCUGUGUGGUGGGUGCUUUGUAAUUAAGUUUUGACAUUCAUGCAAUGUCCUGUUGUACUUAUGGUAAAGUAUACAGUAGUUCGUUGGCCAUUUUAGCAUGUAAAUCUUGGAAGGGCAAAAAAAACUAGAUAACAAUACAUUUAAUUGGACUAUAACGGUGCCCACAAACUGUUAGGGGCUAUAUAAAGCUGCCCCCGCAGCAGUCCCAACAUCUUACCACUGCUACACCUAGCUAUCAGCGGAGCCUUGUUUGGCAGCGAAACCGUUCAUUCAGCCACAUUUACUGCCUUUACACAAGUCAGCUAUGUUUUUUUUUUAUUUUUUAUUUUUAUUUUUUACAAAUGUGGGUUCUACUUACAAUUGAGAUGUACAAAUAAUGGCAUAAGGGGACAACGAUCGGAUAAGAGGCUAUCCAUAAUUUCGAUUAAGACAAUGAACAAGCUAGGAUGGACGUAGUCAAUCUAUUUGCUCAGCACUUUUUGAAAUUUACAGCGACAGAACUCAAAACAUGGGCCGUUCUUAGUGUUCUCCCUGUGCACCAAGUCAGAACCGUAGGAUAAAUAAAGGGGACAUAUAAGUAGACCAUAAACUCUUACAAUCUUUGAUUACAUUACUCUAAAACAGGCUAUAGGCUACAUGUGCACCACCAAGUCUGAACUGUAGGCUAAGGGACCAAAUUAUUAGGGUGAGAAACAUGGGCUACUAACAGCUUACUACACAACAUACUGUAGCUAAGAAAGUAAUACUAUCUCCCUGACAUAUUACAUUUAUGCAGCGGUAUACAAUACAUUUUUGGACUCACCUUAUUGUACUGUGCUCACUUGAACAGAAAGGUGGCGUGGCGGUCCUUCGUGGGCAAAUUGUGUCAAACUUUGUUAUAAGUAUGGCAUUCUCUGGAUUUAUGGUGCUUUCAAAACAACUGGGAAUAAAACAAGGUCGAAUCAUGGCGUUAGUGGUCUUCAGAUCUGAGCUCUAGAAAGAGAUUUCCCAGUUCUGAGUUUCCAGUUUUGAAAGCGGCAGGAGUCAUGAUGGAAUGACAGCAUGGCCAAUGUUGAAUGUUUAUCCUUAUUAAGAUUGGAAAAGAGACCCAUAAACCCAGACUUGGACCACAUCCACUCCACUGAAUAGCAUGUUAGUGAUUGCUGUGCAAUGCUUGCAGUUAGCCAAUGAUUCCUUCCAAACCACUCAUUGUUGAAUUUGCGAUUUCUAACUUGUUUAAUGUUUAUGGCCGAUGAGCACUGAUACGUUUUAUCUAUAAUUUCUCUUCAUAUGACAAGGAUUGAAAAGGAUUUGCCAGUAGAUUGUCGACUUGAUUCAAGAUGACUGCUAGCUUGCUAGUUAAGAUUUUGAAAGUAUGAUGUUGACAUGAUCAGUCCAAUCAAACCUACUGUAGAUAUGUAAUUUUAUCUGUGGCCAAUGACCUUGAGCCAUCUUGGAUGGGCACUUCUAAUGUAACUCUGGCAGCACCCAAGGGGCUUGCUUGAAUAUUCGAGCUCUCCCUGUAGAUUUUGCAGUGACGUAGUGUCCCUAUGAGUGACAGAACACUGAGCCAAUCACGGCGCAACUAGAGAACAUUACCAACUCAUACGCUCUGUAUUUUCCUCUGGCUGCCCACCACCACAGCAGGCACGGUAUGCUGAAACACCUGCAUUUUGUAGCUGCCUUACUCAAGAAAGCAAAGAGACCAUGUUUGUAUGCAGCUUCAUUAACUCAAUAUUUUUAUUUUAUUUUUUGCAUUAUUUGCAAACUGAUAUGUGACAUGUAUUAAUGCCAAAAUAACAUGCGAAACAGGUAACAAGAAAAUAAAAUGAAUUUUUAUUAUUAUUUAUUACUCUAGCUAAAUGGGUAGGGCUCUGCCCUGAAUGACGGCAGUAGUUAAGCAAUACCAGUACAUGGGCACAAGGUGACUAUUUUGUACUUGAUAGGCAUUGCAUUAGGAAGAUGGGGCUUCUUUCACUCUGGAUCUUCUAAUCCUAAAUCCAGAAUUGUUAUGGUGAGUGUUGGGUCCAAUCCCAAAUGGACCCCUAUGCACUUGUGGAGAUCUGAGAAUUUUUAUUGGUAUUAGAAAUGUAGUGGGGAAAUUCUUACACCGGGACACUCAAAGUCAAUCGUAAAUAAAUAAUUGUCAGCGUGCUGGAGAGGUUCCAACCAACUCAAUGCACCAUAGUACACGUCUGUCAGAAGCUCUUCCUGGGUAGACCCAGCAGUUGUCUUCUAUACGGCUAUAAACGGACAAGUUAUAUUUGCAUGUGAUGGGAUCAGAUUUCUGAACUUUAAAUAUUAUUAAUCAUUAGUUAUGUUAGAUACAUGAGCGGUGCCAUAGGGUUUACACCAGAUGGUUAUCUGUAGGAGGAAUGUUUAUGGUGGGUGCAAUUAAGCUUGGAAUGUGCUAAGUGCAGGGAAAAGGAUCACAUGUGGCAGCACUGAUAAGGGGAGAGAGCCGUGGAUUAGUGAGGAAGGGGGUAGCGGUAAGGGAGAAGGAACAGUUUAUUGCCUGUAUAACAAUUUCCUGCCUAGUAAUAAAGCUGUAGUGUUUAAAGAGGAGACCACUCAAAUUGGGGUAUAUCUUACCACUGAUGGAGAUAUGUCUUUGUCUGUUCAGCUGUUCGAUCCUUUAGGGUGAAUAAACUUGGUUUAAGCUUU
Messenger RNA from Salvelinus fontinalis (brook trout), 5950 nucleotides. RefSeq names its product ribonucleoside-diphosphate reductase large subunit-like. Gene Ontology annotation, biological process: DNA replication; deoxyribonucleotide biosynthetic process. The coding region runs from base 501 to 2879 and encodes 792 amino acids. The record is from RefSeq and is a predicted model, not a curated record. The transcript is spliced from 18 exons. Gene Ontology annotation, cellular component: ribonucleoside-diphosphate reductase complex. Gene Ontology annotation, molecular function: ribonucleoside-diphosphate reductase activity, thioredoxin disulfide as acceptor; ATP binding. NCBI's taxonomy places the organism in Eukaryota, Metazoa, Chordata, Actinopteri, Salmoniformes, Salmonidae.